CUGAAAUAUUCAUGUAUCUUCCAGCAUGUGAAAGACCAAAAAUUGCAUUGGUGUGUAAACAAUGGAAAAGAGUCCUUGAUUAUUAUGCUUGGUUUAAUGUCAAAAAAAUUAAACUAACUUAUUGGAGAUAUGAUGAGUAUCAAAAUUUUUUAACGAAAAAUUAUCCAACAACCGAUGGACAAUUUAGUUUUUUAAAAUCGCUUCUUAAUAAAUGUGGUCGUUAUUUAAGAGAAUUAGACCAGUUGUCAAUGAGUCUUGUCCAAAUCUCGUAGAACUUCGAAUAAGAAUUGAAUGUAUGGACGAUGCAAUAUUCGAUAAUGCAUUUACACAUCUUUUGAAACUAAAAGUAUUGAAAAUUAUAUUUCAAUGUUUUAAAACGCCCGAUACACUUAUACCUGUUACUUUAAUCAAUUCAUUGUUAAAUGUUGCUGAUACAUUGACUGAACUGAAUUUGUCAAAUUGGUCUGAAUACAUGGAGGGCUGUACUAAUUUUCCAGAUGAAAUCACUAGUGUGGUUUCUAAACUGAAGGCCUUGAAAAAGUUUCAAUUUGCUGGUAUAGGUAGUCCCAAAAGUUUAAUCGAUUAUUUAGCUUUGACAGAAUCUACAUUAGAAGCCACUAGUGACGAGUGUAAAUAUAGUGAAAAUAAAUUGGAUUCCUUAAAAAAAUAUAGUUCGGUCAAGAGCUUAUAUAUUAUAAAAUCCCGAGUUACUGAUGAUUUUUUAUAUAAUGUUGCCAAUGUCAUGGAGAAAUUAGAAUCACUUCGAAUUUAUGGUCCUUGGAUAACCGAUGCUGGUAUAGUAGCAAUUUCAAAGAUGAAUUAUUUAAGAAAUCUUGAUUGUUUCGGGUUUAAUAACGUCACUGACUCUUCAAUUAAAUUACUCAAAAAUAUGGAAAUUGUGAUGUUACCAUUCAGCAAUAAAAUUACAAAUGAAUCAACCAUAAAAGUUCUUGAAAAUUCACCAGAUUUAGAAUAUUUUAGCGUUAAGAACACAGGUGUAAAUUUUGGAUUGGUCAAAAAAGCAGACAAAAUAUCAAUCAAUCGUAAAAAAAAAUUGGAAAUGGUCGUAUCAGGUCCCGAUGGUAUGUGUGACGUAACCCUAAUUGUAUCUGAAUAUUUAACAGUCGAUUACAAACAAAGAGAUAAACAAUUAACAAAAAUUAGAUAAUCUUCUAUCUAAUACUAGAUUGAUCAAUCUUUUUAACAAUAUAACAAUAAUUAUAAAAAAAUAGCCAUUGAAAAAUAUAAAUAAAUAAUAAUCUAGCAAAUAAUAAUUUUUAUUAGUAUAUUUCUACGUAACUUUAUGUUCAAUCAAUGAUUGAAAUUGUUGUUUUAUUAUUCGUUGAUUUUUUAAUAUAAAAACUGUGAAUAUAAAUAAAUAAUAAAAAAAAAAUUUACGUUUGAUAUAAAUAUGCUUGAUGAAUAAGAGAAGAUUUAUAAUUUCAUUAAAUGUGAAAAUUAAAAUAAAUAAACAUAGUUCAAUUUAAACAGUAAAAUUGUCAUGAAAGUCUUCAUUACUGUAUUUUUAAAAGAAAAUUAAUGUCAAUAAUUUAUUGUUCAUAAAAUGUAACAUACCUUUUGAUCAACAUUAAAAUGAUUUAAUUAUUUAUUAAAAAGUAAUUGUUAUUUAAAAAUUAUAAAAAAAGAGAGAAAGAGUAUAAAUUUUCGAAAUGAAUAUUUCGAAUGAAUAUAAGUAAUUUGAAAAAGUUAGAUCAAAUAGUAUUGACAGAGGGGAAAAAAAAAAAAAAAUGUAUUGUCA
Messenger RNA from Aphidius gifuensis, 1759 nucleotides. RefSeq lists its product as uncharacterized. Gene Ontology annotation, biological process: SCF-dependent proteasomal ubiquitin-dependent protein catabolic process. The record is from RefSeq and is a predicted model, not a curated record. The transcript has 3 exons. NCBI's taxonomy places the organism in Eukaryota, Metazoa, Arthropoda, Insecta, Hymenoptera, Braconidae. The coding region runs from base 212 to 1168 and encodes 318 amino acids. Gene Ontology annotation, cellular component: SCF ubiquitin ligase complex.